Molecule: messenger RNA, 2363 nt
Organism: Trichobilharzia regenti
Lineage: Eukaryota; Metazoa; Platyhelminthes; Trematoda; Strigeidida; Schistosomatidae
Source: the annotation of a GenBank genome assembly
GUCCCCGAAAUAUGCUCAAUGACUAAGCAGACUUCGAGUGAGGAUCCUGCAAUGACAGAGUUAUGCAACUCCCUUCAGCAGAUGUUUAGGUCAAACACGCAUUCUAAAUCCUCCAACCGUCGUCCUAAAUCUCCUCAACGCAGGAACUCGCGUGGUCGAUCUAAGUCCAAACCACGUUCACUGAAAAACCCUGACUGGUGCUGGUACCACAACACCUAUGGCCAAGAAGCGAAGUGUUGCCGUAAGCCUUGUAACUUCGGAAAUGUCUCAAAGUCUGCGGGAAACUAUCCCGCCGGCACGCGUUAGCGGCAACCGUCGCCGGUGGCACUAGCCGCCUACUUUACAUCCAUGAUGUGAUAAGCCAGACUCGAUACUUAGUCGACACAGGCGCCGAAGUCAGCGUCCUUCCUGCUACAGCAGCAGAUCGACAGAAGGAACCUACCUUCAACUUACAGGCUGCAAAUGGAAAACCAAUCGCAACCUUUGGUAGGAAAUACGUCUAUCUGAACGUAGGUUUACGCAAACCUAUUCGGUGGAUUUUCCUUCUCGCUGACGUUACAAUGCCCAUCAUUGGCACGGACCUACUUAAUCAUCAUGAUUUACUCGUAGACGUCCGCCGAAAACGACUGAUUGACAAUACUACUAGUCUGUCUAUCAAAGGCAUCAGCUACAUAGGCCCUAGUUUGUCACCCGUUAAGAUAAAGGCAAUCCUUGAUCCAACUUUUCAACCUAUCGUUGACAAGUAUCCGGAACUUAAUUGCCCGUCGAACGACCUACCGUGCAUAACCAGCAAUGUUAUGCACCACAUCAUUACCACAGGACAACCUGUGACAUCUAAAGCACGACGAUUAGCUCCUGACAAACUGAGAAUCGCCAGGAAUGAAUUUGACCAUAUGCUUAGCCUUGGCAUCAUUCGACCUUCGAAUAGCCCAUGGGCAUCCCCACUUCAUAUGGUUCCGAAAAAGGAUAGCAACGAUUGGCGACCCACCGGUGAUUACCGGCGAGUGAAUGCCAAAACAACCCCUGAUUGCUACCCGUUGCCUCAUAUACACGACUUGACGGCAACCUUAUCCGGCGCGACUAUAUUCUCCAAAAUCGACUUGGUUAAAGCGUAUAACCAAAUCCCGAUGGCAACAGAAGACAUCCCGAAAACGGCUAUCAUUACGCCUUUCGGACUUUUUGAAUUUCUACGUAUGCCAUUCGGUCUCCGGAAUGCAGCCCAAACAUUCCAACGCUUCAUCGACGAAGUAUUUCGCGGUCUCGACUUUGUAUACGCAUACUUAGACGACUGCCUCAUUGCCAGUCCAGACAAGGAAACUCACCUUAGGCACUUGGACUUGGCAUUUGACAGGUUACGCCAACAUGGUGUUACCAUUAAUAUUCAAAAAUGUCAAAUCGGUGUUGACUCACUCGACUUCCUGGGUCACACUAUUGACUGCAAGGGCAUUCGCCCACUGGCUACUAAGGUUGAGCCUCCUAAGAAAAACCGUUCUGGACGCACCGUAAGGUUCCCAGAAUAUCUGCACACUUAUUUGACUUAACGAAGUCGUGUGAUUCACGCAACUCACUCGUUCGUGGUACUAACUAUUUUUUUUUGACGUAUAAAUUUUUUUAUAUACAGUACCACCAAACACAAAAAAUUUUUUUUUCAACAGUUCAUGUAACAUACACAAAAAAAUUAAUUAUAUGUAUUUUUUUUCGAUGUUCUGAACUUAGCAUUAUUUUACUGUAUAGUAAAUGCACAUAAUUUUUUUUAACCAAAAAGGUCAUUUCGUACAUUUUCCUCGACAUGGUUCUUAGCGUUCUUGUUUUCUUUUCCAGGUGCGACGGGCACUGGACGGGAAACAAACGAAGCACGGAAUCCAACGAACAACACCAGGAAGCUAUGUACAAACACCCUAUUAGCAUAGGCAGACAAACCAGUAGGCAUACGACCAAGCCGCUCGGAAGAUUUUUUUCACCCGAAAGGGAACCAUCGAGUUUUUUUUACUUCCGGCUGGUUCUGUCUUAGGGUCCUCACGACCCCACUAGGGGGGGAGUGAGCUGUAGCGGUAAAUAAUUCCCCAAAAUUAUUGACCACAGCAAUCACUCAUUGGAUGCUGACCACCACUGUUUAAGUCGACUUGUUUAGCUGAAGGCUUCCGGUCAAGCAUCCCCGCCAUUUGGUACCUCGUCGUGUCACGUGCACGAUCACUAGCUAGCUAAGCGUUCGUCUAACGGCUGGUUUUGGUUCGUAAAUAAUUCUAUUGGUUUGGACGAUCAAUUGUUGGCUUUUGCUUUGUCUUUGGUACGCGAGAAUAAAUUAAUUAGAAGUUGUUGAACGAGAUAUCACGUCAAACCUUUAAUAUCUCUCAACCUCUAAA